This is a messenger RNA of Diatraea saccharalis (sugarcane borer), 3791 nucleotides long. NCBI's taxonomy places the organism in Eukaryota, Metazoa, Arthropoda, Insecta, Lepidoptera, Crambidae. The record is from the annotation of a GenBank genome assembly.
AAUGGUUAAAGCACGUGUUCAGCAAAGAGUAGUUUUUGUUUAAGAUUUCAGUCACCAUUUCGUAUAUUAUUUUCAUGCCAUUUUUUCAGGUUUAUGCUUAUGUAUAUGGAUGGUUAUAAUAUUUAAAGAGUUAUUGUGAAAUCACUAUGGGUAAGAGCAGGCAUAAUGCCAAAGCAAGAAGAGUAGUGAAAACGAAUAUAAUUGAGACAGAUGAGAUAAAGGUAGAAUUUUCUAAAAAUGAAUAUGGCACAUCAGACGCUAGCAAUCUUUUGGUUUUACCUUCAAAAAAGAGGCAAACUAAAAUACUUACAGACAAAAAAGAUAAAACAAGAUUUCUUUCAAAGGCACAGAGGAAAAGACUCGAAAAAAUUGUUGAAAAGAAAAAGAAAAAAGAAAAUAGAGCUUCUCUUUUGGAAUCUUUGUCACAAGUUCAAGCUUCACCAAAUGAAAUCAGCCAGUUGACUGCAAUUUCUGCUAUGCAGACACUGGGACUUAGAACAUUGACCGAGUAUAGUAAAGAGAUAUCAAUAGAUACUAAGGAAUCUACCGACAAGAAGUUUAGUAGUAUUGCGGGUGCCAAAAAGCGACUACGCCUUUUGAAACAAGAUCAAUUAGAAAAAAAUAAAAAGUCUAAAUAUGAUCCUAACAUUGUGGGAUUAGAAAAAUGUUCUGAUGAGGAAAUUAGUUCAGAAUCUGAUGAUGAUAAUGAUGCAGAAGUUGUUGAAAAUGGGCAUGAAUGUAAAAGUAAUAUGGAAAUUGUAGAUUUAAAUAUAUCAAAAGAUGGCGACAAGGAUGAAAGUUUCGAAGAAAAACAGGUAAACCAUGAUUCAGAACUAAAAAAUAAAAUAUUGAAUAAGAAUGAGACAGAAACAUUGCCAGAUAAUAACAAAUCUUCUAGAGAAACAAAAACAAAAGAAAUUAAAGUUGAAGUAAAGAAAUCACUUUUGAAUCAUCCCACGCAACAUGUGGAAGUAAAAAGGGAUCCUAAAGUGCAGGUGGCAAGACUUAAAUUGCCGAUUUUAGGUGAAGAACAGAGAAUAAUGGAGUUAGUAAAUGAAAAUGAGUUCCUGAUUGUAGCUGGAGAAACAGGCAGUGGUAAAACUACUCAAAUCCCACAGUUUUUGUAUGAAGCUGGUUACACGCAGCACAAAAUGAUAGCAGUGACUGAACCACGGCGUGUCGCCACUGUUGCCAUGGCAGCCAGAGUUGGCUACGAGUUGGGUUUGACCAGCAAAGAAGUAUCUUACCUGAUGAGGUUUGAGGGGAAUGUCACUAAAGAAACAAAAAUUAAAUUUAUGACUGAUGGUGUACUCUUAAAGGAGAUCCAAUCAGAUUUCCUCUUGAGCAAAUAUUCAGUAGUAAUAAUAGACGAGGCGCACGAAAGGAGUGUGUAUACAGAUAUCCUAUUAGGUCUUUUGUCUAGAAUCGUGCCGCUUAGGAGAAAACGAGGGAAUCCAUUGAGAUUAAUCAUUAUGUCUGCUACGUUGAGAAUCGAAGACUUUACAGAGAACACUAGGUUGUUCAAAGAACCGCCACCAGUUAUAAAGAUAGAUUCGAGACAAUUCCCAGUAACAGUACAUUUUAAUAAGCACACAUAUAGUGAUUAUUUAAAAGAAGCGUAUAAGAAAACUGUCAAGAUACACACCAGAUUGCCGGAAGGUGGGGUCCUUAUAUUUGUAACUGGACAACAGGAGGUGAAAUAUUUGGUGCGUAAACUUAGGACUUCAUUUCCGUAUCGUAAAGACGUAGAUUAUUCGAAACUUAUAACAAAGAAAAGGCCAGUAAGUGAAGCAGAUGCAGCGUUAGACUCUGAACCGGAUGAUAUAGAGUCCGACGACGACGAGGUGGAGAAAGAGAUGAAGAGAGCGAAAAAGGCUAGAAGGAAAGCGAAGUUGAUAGCGAAGAGUUUGCCGAAAAUCAACCUGGAUGAUUAUGAUAUGCCAGACGAUGAUGGUCAGGCGGAUCUGGUGGAUGCUGACGACGAUAGCGAAGGGCAUCUCAGUGACUCAGACGCAGAAGAAGAUGGUUUAUCGGCAGUUAUUAAGUCUUGUCGUCAGCCUUUAUGGGUACUUCCUCUAUAUUCUAUGUUGAGUUCAUCAAAGCAAUCAAGAGUUUUUGCUGCUCCACCGCCAGGGGCGCGACUGUGCGUCGUCAGUACAGAUGUCGCUGAGACAUCGUUAACCAUCCCGGCCAUAAAAUAUGUUGUAGACACCGGAAAAAAGAAAAUGAGAGUAUACGAUCACGUGACAGGCGCUAGCGCUUGGCGAGUAGUGUGGACGUCGCAAGCGAGCGCUGAGCAGCGAGCGGGGCGAGCGGGCAGAGUGGGCGCAGGUCACGCUUACCGCCUAUACAGUAGCGCUGUGUUUCAACACGAAUGUGUACCGCAUCACCCUCCCGAUCUAUGUAGACGACCUGUCGAUGAUUUGGUGCUCACCAUGCGCUGUAUGGGCAUAGACAAGGUAGUGAAUUUCCCGUUUCCAACAGCACCAGAUAGACUUCAACUCAAAUUGGCUGAGAAACGUCUAGAAACACUCGGUAUAUUGGAAAAAAUAGAGAAAGUCAAUUCGAAUAAAAGAAGAAUACAAGACGACGGCGAGAUAUUGAAAGUUACCCCAUUAGGUAAGGCUGUAUCUGCAUUCCCACUGCUACCGAGAUAUGGAAAAAUGUUAGCGCUCAGUCAUCAAUUCGGUCUGCUGCCUUACACUAUAGCUUUGGUAUCAGCAUUGACGGUGCAAGAGGUGAUGUCUGGCAAACCGGACAGUUGGCUCGCGACUGGCAACACUCUAUUGCUCGGAGAUCCGGGCGUAUUAUUGAGGGUAGUUGGAGCAGCGGAGUAUGCGUACGUAAAAGGCGAGGAGGAGCUGUUUUGUGCUAAAUAUGGAUUGAGGGAAAAGGCUAUUAAAGAGAUUCGGAAGCUUCGAAAGCAGCUGACAUCGGAGAUCAAUCUAAGUAUAGCCGGGGUCGAUGUGACCGUUGAUCCCGAGAUGAAACCACCGGAUGAUAAUCAAGCGAGGUUAUUGCGACAGCUGGUGUUGAGCGGGCUGGGUGACCAAGUAGGCAGAAAGAUUGGUCUUGAUGAGGUUAAAGAAGGUGAAGACAAACGCAAGUUCAAAUACGCAUAUCACUGCGGUGAAUUAGACGAGCCUGUACAUUUGCAUGGGAUGUCCAUUCUUCGCAAGACCAUACCUGAAUGGGUGGUCUACCAGGAGUUGUAUGAAACAGGAGAAGAUAAUAAGAAGAUGAUUAUGAGAAACGUAACCGCUAUAGAACCGGAAUGGCUACCCGUAUACGUGCCACAGAUGUGUAAUUUAGGGGAACCUCUUUCGGAUCCAGAACCUAGAUACGAUGAGAAGUCUGGUAGAGUUAAAUGCCACUUCAAAGGAACGUUCGGGAAGGCUGGCUGGGAGCUACCCACUGUCGAAAUAGAUUUUCCCGAUAAAAUCGAAAGAUACAGAUGGUUUGCCAGAUACCUCCUGGACGGGACCGUAUUUCCGAAAUUGAAGAAAUAUUGUGGAUCGUUGCUAUCUCCACCUUCGACUAUGGUGAAGAGUUGGUCGAAACUACAACCGCGCACUGAAUUAAUAUUGAAGGCGCUUAUUAUGAAGCGAGCUGGCACGAGAGAUGCUCUGAGAGAAAUCUGGCAAUUGGAAUCUAAUUAUUUGCUGCAUGAAUAUUUGAAAUGGCUGCCAGAGUCUGCGCAUAAUGAAGCUACUAUGUACUGGCCCCCAUUGUGAAAUGUAUGAAAAUAAUUGUAAUAAAUAUGUACAUAUUCUGUGAAUAUAAUUAUUGUU